Molecule: messenger RNA, 123 nt
Organism: Brugia malayi
Lineage: Eukaryota; Metazoa; Nematoda; Chromadorea; Rhabditida; Onchocercidae
Gene: Bm538
Exons: 2
Coding region: 1-123 (40 amino acids)
Source: RefSeq, a predicted model, not a curated record
AUGAUUGGAAAAUUUCAUUACAUGCAUGUUAUAAUUUAUAAAUUGCAUAAGACAAAAAUUUUCGAGGUUUUAUCGCAGUUAAAUUCGCGUGUUAUUGAUUUCACUGAACAAUUUUGUUUGUGA